UAGCAAACCGCCGGAGAAGGCCUCUCGUCGGCCCGGAAGAUGGAGAGCGGCGAGGACGCAACUGGGAGGCAUCGCCUGCACUUGCGCCCCGAUACGCUGCGCGACGCCGCCCCCGCCACGCUGCACCUCCUGCCCUGCGAGGUCCUGGCCAGCCGGCCCGCCCCCGUCGAGCGUUUCUUCACCCCUGCCAUCCGCCAGCGGGCCGACGGGCUCGAGGUGUCGUUUCGGGGCCGCACUUUGAGAGGCGAAGAGGUGGUGGUUCCGCCUGGCCUCGCGGGCUACGUGAUGGAGGCGGACGAGAAGGCAGAGGUGUUGACAGGCUUGGGGAGGAAGCACAAAUCGAGGGUCGAGGACGACGGCGAGGGGCAGACUCGCCCAGAGCCGCUGGAGCGGGGCUUCGACCGCUGUAUCGGGGCGACGGCCAGUUUUGACCGCUUCCACCUGUGGGGUCUGGAGACCAUCCCCGGGCCUGACGCCAAGGUGCGUGGGGCCUUGACCUGGCCUAGGCUCGCAGCUGCAGUUCAUGCGCCCGUGCCUGAGGACUGAGGACCAGCCACCAGACUGAAGCCACUGACCCCUGGACACAGCCCCUAGCAAUCAAGCCAUGUUGGAGCCCCCUGCUGCCAGGGCCCACCCAGAAGCCGACUCAAGGGCCCUGACCUGUAGAAACCGUUUAUUGUUGGGGGGUGGGGGUGGGAGUCUGCUUUCUGCAGCCGGGCCCCGCCCACUCCCAGCACCUGUUUUACAAAAGAAAUCUUUACACCAAGCCUGUC
Messenger RNA from Echinops telfairi (small Madagascar hedgehog), 773 nucleotides. RefSeq names its product ribonuclease H2 subunit C (gene RNASEH2C). Gene Ontology annotation, biological process: RNA catabolic process. The record is from RefSeq and is a predicted model, not a curated record. Bases 40 to 546 code for a protein of 168 amino acids. The transcript is spliced from 4 exons. Lineage: Eukaryota; Metazoa; Chordata; Mammalia; Afrosoricida; Tenrecidae. Gene Ontology annotation, cellular component: ribonuclease H2 complex.